This is a messenger RNA of Danio rerio (zebrafish), 3201 nucleotides long. NCBI's taxonomy places the organism in Eukaryota, Metazoa, Chordata, Actinopteri, Cypriniformes, Danionidae. The record is from RefSeq and is a predicted model, not a curated record.
UCGAACGGAUUUGACAUCGAUUGUUUAAGCCUGGCUACAAUGUUUUCGUUUCCAAAAACGGACGCGAUGAUGCGCUGUCAGAUGUACAUUACAACUUUAUUAUUGUCUUAAAUUAAGACAGCAAGUUUUUUUUUUGUACGGCCAUAUUGGUUAUUAGUAAUCAAUUGAAGUUGCUUCAGAUUAUAAGCUGUUGCGAAAAGCAAAAGCUCCAGUAGAUCCAGUGCAGGGUCUUUGCUAUAGGCCCUGCAAUUCAUCUCCCACCGCCGGACAAAUUUGCAAUUUUCUUUUUAUAUGCCUUUCUGCCUAUUCACUACGGUUUCAUAACACUUCGUCGAUCAUUGAAGAUGGACACUGACAAGUUUAACUAUGUGUACAGUUGCGAUUUGGACAUAAACGUUCAACUGAAAAUAGGCAGUCUGGAGGGAAAGCGAGAGCAGAAGAGCUACAAAGCUCUGCUUGAAGACCCCAUGCUGCGAUUCUCAGGACUCUAUCAGGAGAGCUGCUCUGAUCUGUACGUCACCUGUCAGGUGUUUGCUGAGGGAAAACCACUUGCCCUGCCUGUACGAACCUCUUAUAAGGCCUUCAGCACUCGCUGGAACUGGAAUGAAUGGCUCCGGCUGCCCGUGAAGUAUCCUGACCUGCCUCAGAGUGCCCAGGUGACUCUGACCGUGUGGGACGUGUAUGGACCUGGCCGCGCCACACCUGUUGGGGGCACUACAGUCACCUUGUUUGGAAAAUAUGGAAUGUUCCGGCAGGGCAUGCAUGAUCUGAAGGUGUGGCCGGGUGUGGAGGGAGAUGGAACUGAGCCCACCAGUACACCAGGACGGACCAGCAGCUCUCUGGCAGAAGACCAGAUGGGCCGCCUGGCCAAGGGCCCAGACCUGGAGAUACUUAGUGACCUAACAAAAGCUCACCGUCAGGGACACAUGGUUAAAGUGGACUGGCUGGAUCGCUUGACCUUCCGAGAGAUUGAGAUGAUCAAUGAGAGUGAGAAGCGUAGCUCUAAUUUUAUGUACCUUAUGGUUGAAUUCCCUCGUGUCAAAAGUGGUGAACGUGAAUACAGCAUUGUCUAUUACGAAAAGGAUGCAGAUGAAUCCUCUCCUUUGCCGACCAGUUCAGAUAUUGUGAAAGUGCCUGACCCCCAGAUGUGCAUGGAAAAUCUAGUGGAGAGUAAGCAUCAUAAACUGGCCCGUAGUUUGCGCAGUGGACCUUCUGACCACGAUCUCAAACCUAACGCAGCCACACGCGAUCAACUUAAUAUCAUAGUGAGCUACCCACCUACAAAACAGCUGAGCUCUGAGGAACAGGACCUUGUGUGGAAGUUUAGAUACUACCUCACCACACAGGAGAAGGCUCUCACUAAGUUCCUGAAGUGUGUGAACUGGGAUCUGCCUCAGGAGGCCAAACAGGCGCUGGAGCUACUGGGAAAGUGGCGUCCGAUGGAUGUGGAGGAUUCACUGGAGCUGCUGUCGUCGCAGUUCACCAACCCCACCGUCAGACGCUAUGCCGUCGCCAGGCUACAGCAGGCCGAUGAUGAGGAUCUGCUGAUGUACUUGCUCCAGUUGGUGCAGGCAUUGAAAUAUGAGAAUUUCAACGAUAUCCAGGGUGGUUUGGAGCCUGCCAAUAAAAGAGACAAUCAGGGGGGUUUGACCGAGAGCUCGACAACAGGAGAUCUGGACAGUUCUCAGUUGGCAUCAGCUAUUGCAGUGAUGCCCAGCUCACAAAAAGGCAAAGAGGGAACAGAUGGUGAAAAUCUAGAGCAAGAUCUGUGCACCUUCCUUAUAUCACGUGCCUGCAAAAACUCUACACUGGCAAACUAUUUAUACUGGUAUGUGAUAGUGGAGUGUGAGGAUCAGGACACGCAGCAGAGAGACCCAAAAACCCAUGACAUGUACCUCAAUGUGAUGAGGCGCUUCAGUCAGGCUCUUCUUAAGGGUGAUAAGAGUGUGCGAGUGAUGCGUUCACUUCUGGCCUCCCAGCAGACGUUUGUAGAUAGACUGGUGCAGCUCAUGAAAGCUGUUCAAAGAGAGAGCGGAAACCGCAAGAAAAAGACGGAGCGCUUACAGAGCCUGUUGGCUGAUAAUGAGAAGGUGAAUCUGUCAGAGAUUGAGCCCAUUCCUCUCCCUCUGGAGCCACAGAUCCGCAUCAAAGGCAUCAUUCCUGAGACCGCAACGCUCUUCAAGAGUGCUCUGAUGCCAGCAAAGCUCAUCUUUAAGACUGAAGAUGGAGAGCAAUAUCCUGUCAUCUUCAAACAUGGGGAUGACCUGCGGCAGGACCAGCUCAUCCUGCAGAUUAUCUCACUCAUGGACAAGUUGCUGAGGAAAGAGAAUUUGGACCUGAAGUUGACCCCAUACAAAGUUUUGGCGACCAGCACCAAACACGGUUUUAUGCAGUUUGUGCAGUCAGUGCCUGUGGCUGAGGUUUUAGCGACUGAAGGAAACAUUCAGAGUUUCUUCAGAAAGUACGCACCCAAUGAUAAAGGACCGUAUGGCAUCAGCUCUGAGGUCAUGGACACGUAUGUUAAAAGCUGUGCGGGUUAUUGUGUGAUCACCUAUAUCCUCGGGGUCGGAGACCGACAUCUAGACAACCUGCUUCUCACCAAGACUGGGAAGCUGUUUCAUAUAGAUUUUGGGUAUAUUUUGGGUCGUGACCCUAAACCCCUGCCGCCCCCUAUGAAGCUGAGCAAGGAAAUGGUGGAGGGGAUGGGGGGCAUGCAGAGCGAGCAAUACCAGGAAUUCAGGAAACAGUGCUACACCGCCUUCCUGCACCUACGCAGAUACUCCAAUCUCAUUUUGAAUCUGUUCUCUCUGAUGGUGGAUGCUAAUAUUCCAGACAUUGCGCUGGAGCCUGACAAAACCGUAAAAAAGGUUCAGGACAAGUUUCGAUUGGACCUCUCGGAUGAGGAGGCGGUGCAUUACAUGCAGAGUCUGAUUGAUGAGAGCGUUGGAGCAUUGUUUGCUGCUGUGGUUGAACAGAUACACAAGUUUGCACAGUAUUGGCGCAGAUGAGCAGAUGUCAUGAAGACUAAUUGACAUCAUCGGUGAGCACCAGAUGGAUGAACUGCACCUCAGAGACGGGCAGGAGACAAGGAUGUGCCAAGGCCACACUAGUGAUAUCAUCACUCAUUCAUGCACUCGGUCUUCACUCCACUGAAUAUCUUUGUAAAUAUAUUAUAAAAAUGUAAUAAAAUGAUCUGUAUAA